GAUCGAGCCAGUCCUCUCUGCCCCUCUCUCUUAGGUAACACGCUCACAGACAUAAAAGAACUAACCAGCUUGAUCAGUGAGGGAGUCUAAAAAUCUUAUUCUGGGUAAUAAGGAUGCAGUAUAUGGGCGUGUACGUCAUCGUAAUGAGGUGGUUGCUCUGGUUGUGGGUGGUUUGCAUGUCAGUGUCAGCUGAGCUUCAGCGGUUUGAGCACCCCGUCGUCAAAACCGAUGACUCCCUGAGCUUUCUGGCCGUCGGAGAUUGGGGACGAAGAGGCGCUUACAAUCAAUCUCUAAUCGCUCAUCAGAUGGGAAUAAUCGGAGAGAAAUUAAACAUAGACUUUGUGGUUUCAACUGGGGAUAACUUUUACGAGAGGGGAUUGACCAGCGUAAACGACCCCAAGUAUCCCGAGUCCUUUACUCAAAUCUACACUGCUCAGAGCCUCCAAAAACAAUGGUACAUUGUACUUGGGAACCAUGACUACAGGGGAAAUGCUUUGGCACAGCUGAGUUCAGUUCUUCGGAAGAUGGACAGCCGGUGGCUUUGCCUGAGGUCAUUUCUCGUCAACACGAAAAUUGCAGACUUCUUCUUCAUCGACACCAAUCCAUUUGUGGACAAGUACUGGUCCAACCCAAAGCACUACAAGCACGAUUGGAGAGGUGUCGUUCCUAGGCAGCGCUACCUCUCUACCCUCUUGAAGGAUCUGGAUUUUGCAUUGAGAAAUUCUACUGCAAACUGGAAGAUUGUCGUUGCACAUCAUACAAUCAGAAGCGUAGGGCAUCACGGGGAUACCCAGGAAAUAGUAGACCAGAUUCUUCCCAUUCUCGAGGCAAAUAAUGUUAGAGCCUACAUAAACGGACAUGACCACUGCUUGGAACACAUGAGUAGCACCAAUGGCCAAAUACAAUUCUUGACUACUGGUGGCGGCUCCAAGGCAUGGAAAGGUGACCUCUCUAGGUUGAAUCAAGGCGGGUAUGAGUUUUACUACGAUGGGCAAGGCUUCCUCUCUGCUGAAAUUCGACCAACCGAUGCAGAAUUUGCAUUCUACGAUGUUUCCGGUAGAGUUUUGCAUCGUUUCAAUAUAUCCAAUUCCAAGGGGCUUCACAGUUCCAUGUAGAGUAAACAAAGUAAGAUCAUGGAGCCUUCUAUAUUAUGUUCAAUAAAGUGACCCCUUUUGUGCUUGCAACUUGUUAACAUUGAUGAAAUAAAAAGCUGCUCAUCUAUGAACAAA
Rosa chinensis is the source of this 1229-nucleotide messenger RNA. RefSeq names its product purple acid phosphatase 3. Gene Ontology annotation, molecular function: ferrous iron binding; ferric iron binding; acid phosphatase activity. NCBI's taxonomy places the organism in Eukaryota, Viridiplantae, Streptophyta, Magnoliopsida, Rosales, Rosaceae. The transcript has 6 exons. The record is from RefSeq and is a predicted model, not a curated record. The coding region runs from base 114 to 1115 and encodes 333 amino acids.